AUGGUUACCACUGCUGCUACCACUCCACACCUAAAGAUAACAAACGCCGCCGCAUUCGGGUCCCGACGGGUUACAGGAUCCGGGUCAAGGGUUUGGCCCAGGAUUCACUCGCUCUCCAUGGCGAGCUCCGCUUUUGCUCUAUCCAGCGCCUUUCUUCCUGCCCGCGACAACCUCGUUUUCCUCGCAGGCGGCUCGGCCCGCCGGCGAGCCGGCCGAUUCGACCCACGUGCUGUUUCAAGUGGGCUCUGUCUCCGGAGGCUUCCCACCUCUGAUUUUUGUGUGGCGGCGGCGGCGGCGGCGGGAGCUACCACUUCCGACCAGCCUAGCUCUUCAGCUCAAGGGAUCGAGAAUGUGGUGAUUAUAGGAUCGGGUCCAGCUGGAUAUACAGCAGCAAUUUAUGCUGCUCGAGCCAAUUUGAAGCCAGUGGUCUUUGAGGGAUAUCAAGCUGGUGGCGUUCCAGGAGGACAAUUAAUGACGACAACAGAAGUCGAGAACUUUCCUGGUUUCCCUGAUGGUAUAACGGGUCCGGAUUUAAUGGACAGAAUGCGACGACAAGCCGAGCGAUGGGGUGCGGAGUUAUAUCAAGAAGAUGUGGAAUUUAUUGAUGUGAAAAACAGACCUUUUACCGUGCAGAGUAGUGAACGCAAGGUGAAAUGCCACAGCAUUAUUUAUGCCACGGGUGCCACUGCAAAGAGGCUGAAAUUGCCUCGAGAGGAUGAGUUUUGGAGUAGAGGAAUAAGCGCUUGUGCAAUAUGUGACGGGGCUUCUCCACUGUUUAAAGGCCAAGUUCUUGCUGUUGUUGGAGGAGGUGAUACGGCCACAGAGGAAGCUUUAUAUUUGACAAAAUACGCUCGACAUGUCCACUUACUUGUUCGUAAGGACCAAUUAAGGGCAUCGAAGGCAAUGCAAGAUAGAGUAUUCAACAAUCCGAACAUCACGGUUCACUUCAACACCGAAACAGUAGACAUCGUCAGCAACACAAAGGGUCAAAUGUCCGGCGUUUUGCUCAGAAAAGUCGACACAAACGAGGAAUCGGUCUUAGAGGCAAAGGGCCUGUUUUACGGCAUUGGCCAUUCCCCAAACAGUCAGUUAUUGGAAGGCCAAGUGGAUCUCGAUAUUGCCGGUUAUGUUUUGGUCGAGGAAGGGUCUGCAAGAACAUCGGUGGAUGGCGUGUUUGCUGCUGGCGAUGUGCAGGACCAUGAAUGGAGACAAGCUGUAACUGCAGCUGGAUCGGGAUGCGUUGCGGCUCUAUCGGUCGAGAGAUACCUUACGAGCGAAAAUCUGCUGAUAGAAUUUCACCAGCCAGCAACCGAGGAGGUUAAGAAAGAACUUACCGACCGGGACGUACAAGAAGGUUUCGAUAUCACGCUCACCAAGCACAGGGGCCAGUACGCGCUUCGGAAGUUGUAUCAUGAGAGCUCGAGACUUAUUUGUGUGCUAUAUACUGCACCAACAUGCGGUCCAUGUAGAACCUUGAAACCAAUACUCAGCAAGGUCAUCGAUGAAUUCGACCAAAAUGUCCACUUUAUUGAGAUCGAUAUUGAGGAGGAUCAGGAGAUUGCCGAGGCUGCUGGAAUCAUGGGUACACCUUGUGUCCAGUUCUUCAAGAACAAAGAAAUGCUCAGGACUGUUUCGGGUGUCAAAAUGAAGAAAGAGUACAGGGAGUUCAUCGAAGCAAAUAAAUGA
Molecule: messenger RNA, 1686 nt
Organism: Striga hermonthica
Lineage: Eukaryota; Viridiplantae; Streptophyta; Magnoliopsida; Lamiales; Orobanchaceae
Source: the annotation of a GenBank genome assembly